AUGUUGCGCUUUCUUAGCCGACGUAAGGGGCGCAGUGCGGCCGCCGAUACGGUCGAUAGCCAGAUCAAGUCCCAGCGCAUCCCGACCAACAAGAAUUUGAUCCCGUGCCGCGUGAUACUGCUGGACAACACGGACCUUCCGGUUGAUCUUACGAAAAAGGCGAUGGCCAGCGAUCUGUACGAGCAGGUUUUCUAUUCUCUCGAUCUGAUCGAGAAAGAUUACUUCGGAUUACAGUUUACCGAUGCGAACAACGUGAAGCACUGGUUGGAUCCGACCAAGGCGAUAAAGAAGCAGGUGAAAAUUGGUCCCCCAUACACAUUACGCUUGAAGGUUAAAUUCUACUCAUCGGAACCGAACACAUUGCGCGAAGAGCUUACGCGCUAUCAGUUUUUCCUGCAACUGAAGCAGGAUUUGCUUGACGGCAGAUUAGAAUGUCCCGAUCCGCAGGCAUCCGAGCUGGCCGCCUUGGCUUUACAAUCGGAACUGGGCGAUUUCGAGGAGACCGUACAUUCGGCGGCCACCGUGUCCGAGUUUCGGUUUGUGCCGAAUCAAACCGAGGAGCUAGAGAUCAUGAUACUGGAGGAGUACAAGAAAUGCCGCGGUCUAACGCCCGCCCAGGCGGAAACGAGUUUCCUUAACAAAGUCAAAUGGUUGGAUAUGUACGGUGUCGAUAUGCAUACCGUUUUGGGUAAAGACGGUUGCGAGUAUCAUCUCGGUUUAACGCCGACCGGAAUCCUCGUGUUCGAGGGCAUUCAGAAGAUCGGUCUAUUCUUUUGGCCAAAAAUUGGAAAGCUAGACUUCAAGAAGAAAAAGCUCACGCUGGUGGUUGUGGAAGAUGACGAUCAUGGACGAGAGCAGGAGCACACGUUCGUGUUUCGGCUGCACAACGAGAAAGCCUGCAAGCAUCUGUGGAAGUGUGCGGUCGAGCAUCAUGCGUUCUUCCGGUUACGGGCACCGGUAAAGGGUCCGUCCGCGCGGCAGAACUUUUUUCGAAUGGGAUCACGGUUCCGGUACUCGGGCAAGACGGAGUUUCAGACCACGCAGCAAAACCGUGCCCGGCGGACGGUGCAGUUUGAGAGGCGGCCCUCGCAACGCUUCGCCCGCCGUCAGUCGCACGUGCUCCGUGAGCGCCAAAAGCAGCAAGCACCGCCAUCAUCGUCCACCGCAGAUCUGCUGCACCAGCAGCAACAGCCUGCCGCACAUUCGGUCAACAUCGCCACCACCGCCAGCUGUUCUUCGGCCGAUGAGGGCCAGCAUUCCACCUCCGGCACAUCGACCCCAUCCGCGAACACGGUGAUACACAACCAUAUGCCUGGGUCGGGUAGCAGUACCUCGGACAUUGCACUCGGCGGUGGUGGCUUGCUAGCGGCGACCAACGCAGGAGGUGCAGGCCUGUUGUCGGUUGGGCUGAUGAAUGGCAAUCUGCCCUCGCUGAGUUCGAACAAGUCUAUCUCGUCGAGUGAAGAUGUGGCUUAUGGUAGCAAGCUCGGUUCCUUUGGUAAGGCGGGUCUUUCGCACAUGUCCGCCAGCAGCAGAUAUGAUGAAUCGGGAAAACUGCCCACGGUCGAGCAUGAAAUGAGCACGUUUGGCCGGUUUGCCGGUGCUAACCAUCACGGUGGUUCGUUCGGCAAGGCAUCGAUAAGCUCCGGGUUUAGCAUUCACACUACGGCAUCCUCCGAUCGGGAUAGUCAAAUAGAUACACUGCUGAAAACGAUCGCCAAGGAUCCAUCGCCCUCGUUGCAUGGAGUGGAGCUAAACGAUGCUAGUAGCUUUAAGAUCACAAUCAACAAGACUUCCGAACUAGAGACUAACAACGAUACGCUAAAGAAGCUGGCCACGUCACCGCACGCGGAAAAGCCGAACAAUCAGAUCAAACUGUCGAACAGUGCGGCGGCUGCUGCCGGUGGUGGCGUACCAUUGCCGCCCGGUCAAAUCAAGUGCAAUAUUUUGAAAGCACGCGUUGAGGAAGAAUUGCAUCCGAAGCUUACUAAUCAUCAACUAUACGUGCCGAGCCAGCCACUACACGACGGUCCGGAGUCUCUGAAUGCGGCAACAUUCGUAUCGGUGGGUGGCGACAAGCUAACAUUAAAUCUAACCGGUACGACGACUAUACCUACGAGUGGUAGUAGCCAUACUACGAUUACGACCAUGAUUGCCUCACCGAGCGCAUCCACUCGUACGGCCACAACGCCAACUGGAGGUCCGGCCAGCAGUAGCUGCUUCCUGCCGGGACCACCGAUAACGACCGUUUCCACCACUUCCGGCGGUGGAGCAGGCCAGAUGAGCACGGUCGAAUCACCUACGCUACCGUUUACCAACGGUAUUGCGGCUCUACCCGCACCAUCUCUCACAACUGAUACCGUUACAGUCACGCACUUCUCCGAACAGAAGGGUGGCGUUGUGGAGAAAAUCAGUGUACCUACCAAUUCGCCUACAUCGUCCCCUUUGAGUGGUUCAUUGGUUACAGUCGAUACGAACGGCGGCACCGUUGCAGCAACAGCAGCAGCACCUGAAUCGGAUCUCGACAAAACGUUGCUCACUCCGCUGCGCAACAAUGCGAACAAUCCGUUCUUGAAUAUGUCUAAUCCUUCGUCACCGGUGCACACUAAAUCGACCAACCCGUUCCAUAACCUUUCCGGCGCAUCCUCUUCCCCUCCACCUGCUGCUGGGCAGGUAGAGGACGAGCAGAAUCCGCUGGCCGAUACGACGUCGGAUACCGGAGGAGAAAAGAUAACAUCCGCCCUUGUAAGCGAGUUUAAGAAUAGUAAUCCUUUCAAGAUGGAAUCGGAAUCCGAACUGCUAGUUGGCGAAACAAAAAAUGUAACGAUACAUCAUACGCCUUAUGGAACAUCGACGAGCAAUGGCGAAAUACGCCAAGGACCGGUCGUUUCAGCUGCAUCAACAACAAAAUCGACUUUAGAGCGAGAUGUGAUUGAUAGCAAUGGUGUGGCAACAACCACGUCCACUGUCUUGUCCAGUGCAACUGCAAGUACCGCAACUUUAAAGGAUCGAAUGAAGGAAAACAACAAACCAUCGCCAGUGGACAUAUCGCCAUGGUUAGUAUCGUCCGAUGUGGUCACUGGUCCGACCAAACCCAAGGAGGCAACGAUUAUUCGCAAAUCGGUCAUUACAACGCAGUUGUAA
Anopheles marshallii is the source of this 3144-nucleotide messenger RNA. RefSeq names its product mucin-19. NCBI's taxonomy places the organism in Eukaryota, Metazoa, Arthropoda, Insecta, Diptera, Culicidae. Gene Ontology annotation, cellular component: cytoskeleton. The transcript is spliced from 8 exons. The record is from RefSeq and is a predicted model, not a curated record. Bases 1 to 3144 code for a protein of 1047 amino acids.